AUGGACAGUUAUGAAAACAAACAAUCGAAAGUUGUCCGUUUCUCUGACUCCACAGAGAAGCAAACCAUUCAGUUUGAUAGUAAAGGCAGACCUCUGUAUUCAUCUGGUUUCUUUAUUAAAUACAUAAGUGAGAACAGAAACCUGGAUAUCUGUGUGUCUGACUAUGAUGCCAAAGCAGUAGUAGUGGUUGACCAGGCAGGGAAAUUCCGAUUUAGAUACACUGGUCAUCCUUUUGCUACCAAGAGAUCAUUUCAUCCAGUCGGCAUCACAACAGACAGCCAGAGUCAUAUCUUGACAGCAGACUAUAACAACCACUGUAUCCACAUCCUAGAUCAGGAUGGACGUUCCUUCAACAAAAAUACGUAA
Molecule: messenger RNA, 366 nt
Organism: Saccostrea cuccullata (small rock oyster)
Lineage: Eukaryota; Metazoa; Mollusca; Bivalvia; Ostreida; Ostreidae
Exons: 1
Coding region: 1-366 (121 amino acids)
Molecular function (GO): protein binding
Source: RefSeq, a predicted model, not a curated record